Messenger RNA from Botrytis byssoidea, 1161 nucleotides. RefSeq lists its product as uncharacterized. The transcript has 3 exons. NCBI's taxonomy places the organism in Eukaryota, Fungi, Ascomycota, Leotiomycetes, Helotiales, Sclerotiniaceae. Gene Ontology annotation, biological process: rRNA processing; ribosomal large subunit biogenesis. Gene Ontology annotation, cellular component: nucleolus; nuclear periphery; preribosome, large subunit precursor. The record is from RefSeq and is a predicted model, not a curated record. Bases 1 to 1161 code for a protein of 386 amino acids.
AUGGUUACCAAAAGUAAAUUGAAGAUGGCGCUUGCAGCCGAUAAGAAAAUCGAUUUCCAAAAACAGCAUCAAAAGAAACAGGCCAAACUUGCGAGAAAGGGAAAGCCUGCGAAGGUUGAGGAGAAGAGCUCGAAGAAGGGAAAGGUUGAACAGGAAUGGGAAGAUGUUGAGGAAGGAAGUGAUGAGGAAGAGGAUGAUGCUGAAGAGGGUGAUAGUGAAGAAGAUGAGGAAGAGGAGGAAGGAAAUGGUCCUACUGAAAUUGACUUCGCAGCAAUCGACGAAAGUGAUAGUGAUUCUUCUCUUGGUGGAGAUGACGAUGAAGAAGAGGAUGACGAAGACGAAGAUGAUGAAGAUAUCCCCAUGUCCGACCUUGAAGAUCUUGAAGAUGAAGAAAGAGAAGAUAUGAUCCCUCAUCAACGUCUUACCAUAAACAAUACAAUUGCUCUCACCGCAGCUCUCAAACGAAUCGCCCUUCCAGUCGCCAAUCUCCCAUUCUCAGAACAUCAAUCUAUUACGUCUGCUAAACCUACGGAAAUCGAAGAUGUCUCUGAUGAUUUGAAGCGCGAAUUGGCGUUCUAUUCUCAGUCACUCGAGGCUGUUAAAUCUGCGCGAUUGCUCCUAAAAGCAGAAGGUGUUUCAUUUACUAGACCUACCGAUUAUUUCGCGGAAAUGGUAAAGGCCGAUGAACAUAUGGAGAAGAUUAAGAGAAAGUUGAUCGAUGAAGCUGCUGGAAAGAAGGCAUCUGCAGAUGCAAGGAAACAGAGAGAUUUGAAGAAAUUCGGAAAGCAAGUUCAAGUCGCCAAAUUACAAGAGAGAGAUAAAGAAAGGAAGCAAACAUUGGAUAAAAUUAAGACUUUGAAGAGAAAACGUCAAGGUGCCGACAAUGAAAAUACAAAUGAAGCAGAUCUCUUUGAUGUUGCUCUCGAAGAAGAAACCAAACCUACUGGCGGUCAAAAUGAUCGCAAGGGAGGACCAAACAAGAGACAGAAGAAAGACGAGAAAUUCGGACAUGGUGGUAAGAAGAGAUUUAAGAAGAGUGGUGAUGCCAUGAGUAGUGGGGAUUUGUCUGGAUUCUCAGUCAAGAAGAUGAAAGGAGGUGGUGCUAAGGGUGGUGCCAAAUCUCGACCUGGAAAGGCUAGGAGAGCAGGUGGAAAGAAAUAG